Messenger RNA from Kockovaella imperatae, 936 nucleotides. RefSeq lists its product as hypothetical. The transcript is spliced from 2 exons. Bases 219 to 830 code for a protein of 203 amino acids. The record is from RefSeq and is a predicted model, not a curated record. NCBI's taxonomy places the organism in Eukaryota, Fungi, Basidiomycota, Tremellomycetes, Tremellales, Cuniculitremaceae. Gene Ontology annotation, molecular function: adenine phosphoribosyltransferase activity.
CCCCGGAGCAUGCAUUACGCAUCUCGACUUUGACAGCAUAUGUCAGGAGCGUUGACUUAACCUGCUCGUGGAAUCAUGUGCAUCGCCCAAGCAAGGAUCAAGGGUCGUCCGAAAUCGAUAGGCCAUUGAGACAAGCUCUGCUGAUUCCGCGGGCCGCCGAUAGCCGACACCCACUUCACUCGAUUUUCGAAGACCUUGUUUCCGCACAGCCAGGAGAGAUGCAGUCAGAGGCACCAAAACCAACUCAGGAGCAGCUGAUAGAAGCACGACCUUAUCUAGCAUCCAUUGAUCGGACGAUCAGGGAUGGCUUCCCAAGAUACGAGUUAUCCUCCUUCUUCGCGAUCCCAGGAGCACUCAAGGCGUUCUCGAACGAUAUUAUAAGCUAUUUCACAGGCGAUAUAGGAACAUUAGACGGAUGGGUCGGUUUGGAUGCGUUGGGCUUCAUAGUCGCUGGAUCGCUGGCUGGAAUCACAGGCAAGAGCAUGAUUCCAGCGAGGAAAGGAGGGAAAUUGGCUUUGCCCCCAGACGAGAUUUUGCGAACCGGACCUGUCAAUGAUUACCUCGACGCGUACGCGGAGAGAGCCGGCGCGACCAAGUCGGUGAAGACCCUCGAGUUCAGACGGGACCUCAUCAAGCCCGGCGCCAGACUGAUAGUAGUGGACGAAUGGAUAGAUAUUGGAGGCCAGAUGACAUCUGUAGUCGACCUGUUAGAGUCGCAUGGCGUCGUGAUUGUAGGUAUAGCAACACUGCAUAUCGAUCUCGAACAAGAACGAACCCCAAAACUGUGGCGAGAGCGUAAAGUCUUCGCAGCCGAUUCUUCUCCUUUGUAGCUUCAUGCGUGGCUUUCAUACGUUCCUAUCAUUGUGAAAGCUGCCGCAUGAGAGAGGCUCAUGCAUGCAUAGACGCGUCAUGCCGCGACUCCGGACUACGUUCCCA